GCUACUGACGUAGCAACCGCCUUUGGCAACCGCUUUCUAAAAGUGAUAGAUACAAAUGGCUUCUGAUGGUGAUAGAGGGAUUUCGGAUAGCAUUCAACCGUCCAAAAAUGUCACAAAGCAACUGUCCGGCACUGAAAAAGAGUUGGAAAAGAAGAAGGAAAAACUUCAAGCGGCAGUUUUUCUGACUGCUGUAACAGGAAUAGCAGCAACAUUGGGUUUUGGAACAACAGUAAUUGCAGCUCGAAGACAGGAUCCAAAGUAUUUUCAAGAAGGCGUUUCUGGGACAAAAGCAAUGACGGAAACUGGAGCAUCGUUAGCUCUUAGAGCCCUAAGCUGGGGAACAUUGUACGCCGUAACUGGCUGUGGCAUAUUAUGCUACGGUCUUUGGAAAUUUUCAGGAGCGUCUAACGCAGAGGAGUUCAAAAUAGCCAUGGGUUCAAUGUUGCCUAGGAUAUCAAAAAAUGACCCACCUCAGAGUAGGACGGAGUUCGAAGGACUUACUGAUUUGUUAACAUACAUCUCUGAAGAUUGGGGUAAUGAAAAAGCAAAAGAAUGUAAAUAAAUCAUGAUGUUGUAAUACUGUAUUGGUCACUCAUUGUUUAUAUUUCUAGUCAAGAAUUAAUGAUGUGUAACAUGUUUUGUAAAGAGAUACGAAUAUAUAAUUCGAAAUAGAAA
Messenger RNA from Neodiprion virginianus, 675 nucleotides. Its product is annotated as transmembrane protein 242. Lineage: Eukaryota; Metazoa; Arthropoda; Insecta; Hymenoptera; Diprionidae. The record is from RefSeq and is a predicted model, not a curated record. The transcript has 2 exons. The coding region runs from base 56 to 562 and encodes 168 amino acids.